Messenger RNA from Pisolithus orientalis, 1792 nucleotides. Its product is annotated as kinase-like domain-containing protein. The transcript is spliced from 8 exons. Gene Ontology annotation, molecular function: ATP binding; protein serine/threonine kinase activity. The record is from RefSeq and is a predicted model, not a curated record. NCBI's taxonomy places the organism in Eukaryota, Fungi, Basidiomycota, Agaricomycetes, Boletales, Pisolithaceae. The coding region runs from base 68 to 1510 and encodes 480 amino acids. Gene Ontology annotation, cellular component: cytoplasm; cytoskeleton. Gene Ontology annotation, biological process: actomyosin structure organization; peptidyl-threonine phosphorylation.
CUGAGAUAUCUGCAAAGCUUAGCUUAGAUCAAGCUUUGACCAUAUUUGCCAGUCGCGUACCUGCACCAUGCAACGUUCCAGCACGAGUAGUCAGUCCUCUGCCCCUGGGACCCAGAAACCUGCGGACUAUGUGUAUUUCGAUCGCAGCUCAGCUGGCUUCUCGAGUGAUGCAGUCCCUCACGCCAAAGCUGCUCAGCUGAAACUCGAGCAUUACUACAAAGUCGCGGUCGAUGCCGCGAUCGAGCGAAACACAAGACGCGUUGAACUCGAAAGGAAGCUUCAGGCGGAUGUCUUGAUGUCCGAAGAGAGGAAGCUUCGUUGUCUUCAGCAACUUGGCAGAAAAGAAUCUAGUUUUCUCCGUCUUCGGAGGACCCGCCUGGGCUUGGACGACUUCAGGACGGUCAAGGUGAUCGGAAAGGGGGCGUUCGGUGAAGUCCGCCUGGUCCAAAAGGCGGAUACAGGCAAGAUAUAUGCUAUGAAGACCUUGAAAAAGGAAGAGAUGUUGAAAAAGGACCAGUUAGCCCAUGUCCGCGCAGAGCGCGACGUUCUCGCAGAGUCUAACUCCCCUUGGGUUGUACAACUUUUCUAUUCGUUCCAGGACACCCAGACUCUCUACUUAAUCAUGGAGUUCCUCCCCGGCGGGGAUCUCAUGACCAUGCUAAUCAAGUAUGAUACUUUUUCGGAGGAUGUCACUCGCUUCUACAUGGCUGAAUGCGUCCUUGCCAUCGAGGCCGUCCACAAUCUUGGUUUCAUUCAUAGAGAUAUCAAGCCGGAUAAUAUCCUUAUAGAUAAGGAUGGACACAUUAAAUUAUCGGAUUUCGGCCUUUCCACAGGGUUUCAUAAGCAACACGACUCCAGCUAUUAUCAGAAGCUCCUUGAAUCCGCAAAUAAUACUCAGACUUCUGCCGCGAGAAACAGCGUGAUGGUAAACGCAAUCCAUCUUACUAUAUCCAGCAAAGAUCAAAUUGCAACCUGGAAAGCCAACCGACGCAAGCUGGCAUAUUCGACGGUUGGAACACCAGACUAUAUCGCUCCGGAAAUAUUCCAGCAGAAGGGGUAUGGGGACGAGUGCGACUGGUGGUCACUUGGAGCCAUCAUGUUCGAAUGCUUGGUUGGAUAUCCGCCUUUCUGUUCGGAAUCCACACACGAGACCUAUCAAAAGAUCAUGCAAUGGCAGUACUACCUCGCAUUCCCAGAUGAUGUGCAUCUCAGUCGCGAAGCUGAGGACGUCGUUCGGCGUCUAAUCACUUCGGCUGACCGUCGGCUCAGAGUAGACAAGAUCAAAUCCCAUCCGUUCUUUUAUGGUGUCAAUUGGGAUUCUAUCCAUCAGAUAGAUCCACCUUUCGUCCCAAAUUUGCGCUCGAUGACCGACACGCAAUACUUCCCCACCGACGAAAUCGAGCAGAAUCCUGCUGAAAUUCCAGCCCCAGAUACUAAUACCUCACAAAAGGACCUUGCUUUCCUCGGUUAUACUUUUAAGCGAUUCACCAUUGCGUCCCAUGCUUUCUAAACGGGGUGUAGCUGGCCGCUGCGCGGCAAUAUGGGUGCUUGGGUACCUCCAACAACCUUGCUCGUAGUAUUGGGGUUCCUUGCCACUGGUUGGCCUUGAUUACCAUAUGUUCCUGGACGCUGUUGUAUUCGGGCAGUGUAUGUUGUUGUAUUCGUGGAGCGUCUGCGGUGUUGUAGUAGUUGUGUUAGACUCGUGUAAUGUUCGUCACGCAGGUACCGAGCGUGAGUAGAUCUGACUGAAAGCCUAUUAAUGGUGCCAAUCACCUAGAGGCCGCUACUUGGG